Lytechinus pictus (painted urchin) is the source of this 3430-nucleotide messenger RNA. Its product is annotated as potassium voltage-gated channel subfamily KQT member 1-like. Gene Ontology annotation, molecular function: voltage-gated potassium channel activity. The transcript is spliced from 12 exons. NCBI's taxonomy places the organism in Eukaryota, Metazoa, Echinodermata, Echinoidea, Temnopleuroida, Toxopneustidae. Gene Ontology annotation, biological process: potassium ion transmembrane transport. The record is from RefSeq and is a predicted model, not a curated record. The coding region runs from base 409 to 2808 and encodes 799 amino acids. Gene Ontology annotation, cellular component: membrane; voltage-gated potassium channel complex.
AGGUUUACUCAACAAUUUCGUAUUUGAGCGAGCACAUUGACAGGGACAUCAUCUGAAGGACAUUUCAUUCUUCAAGAAGCUCUUUUGCCCAAAUACUCCAUCAUCAGAAGACUGACCAAAUUACCGUGGACUUACACAAGUGACUUCCAACCUGAAGGAAAGAGGGAACACAGGAUGAAGUGAUUGUAGUGAAUAAUAAAUUUGACUAUGAAAACUCUGAUAUAUGAUAAAGUCAAUCAUCAAACUUAGAAACUUGUCGUUGGAGCAAGGACAGUGCUGUGGCACGCUUUAAAGUAGUUUCCUCUUCCUAGUUUUUGCUGAGGAAUCGAGCCAUUUUUCUGCAUCCGAUGUGGAGGGUAACCAGUUCAAGCUGGCACCCAACAGGACACUCGACCGUGCAUUGUCAAAAUGUCUGCCGAUAGCGGUGUCGACGAAACAGAAAUGCAACCCCUUAACCCGGGCGGCAGCAGUGACACUCAAGCGGACUAUGACGCCCCUACCGAGACGACCACGACCACCGCCACGAAGCUCAACAAGUCUGCGCUGUCCAGCCGACCCCAACGGGCCAGGGUGGGCUUCCUGGGAGUGGCGGACGAGGACGAAGACGACUUCGACGAUGACGAACAUUCAGAGAUGCGUAAGAAAGUCAAACAGGAGUUCAAUAAGAUGAACGGGAGGUCAUCGAGCACCCAUGCCAGGCUGGCCCAGCAGCGGAUGAGCCUGCUGGGAAAGCCACUUAAUUACAGGGUUUCCAAGAGAGAUGCAAGAUUUAGGAAAGUACAAACUAGGAUAUAUAACUUUCUGGAGAGACCCACAGGAUGGAUGGCAGUCUUGUAUCAUGUUUUAGUAUUUCUGUUACUGUUUACGUGCCUUGGUGUGAGCAUAGUUGCCACCGUUGAUAACCCUACUCUACAAAUCACCUGCAACCAUAUAGUUUUUAUACUGGAAAUAAUUGCUGUCCUGAUCCUGAGCACAGAAUGUACGCUUCGUAUCUGGUCUGCGGGAUGCCGCAGUCGCUACCAAGGUCAUUAUGGAAGGCUCAGGUUUAUCAGGAGACCCCUUUGUAUACUCGAUAUUGUUGUAGUCAUAGCUUCAGUCCUAAUCAUUGUGAUAGGCAGCCGCAAUGGUCGCUUCCUCGAGCCAGCAUUCCGUGGUCUUCGCUUUAUUCAGAUCCUGCGAAUGGUUCGGGUUGACCGGCGCGGCAACACCUGGAAACUUCUAGGCUCUGUUGUCUGGGCACACAGACAGGAGUUGCUGACAACAUGGUAUAUUGGUUUCCUGGCCCUAAUUUCAGUGUCUUUCUUAGUGUUUACAUUGGAGCAUGGUAGUCCCGAUGAUGAUUAUAAGACUCUACCCGAUGCCAUGUGGUAUGGUCUGGUAACCUUGACAACAGUGGGAUAUGGGGAUAAAACACCAAACUCCUGGUCAGGGAAGCUAGCCGCUGCGGUCUUUGCAAUCAUUGGAAUUUCCUUUUUCGCUCUGCCUGCGGGUAUUCUUGGUUCCGGUUUUGCUCUGCAAGUCCAGCAGCAACAACGCCAGAAGCACUUUGCUCGGAGACGACAUCCAGCAGCACAACUCAUCCAGUGUCUUUGGAGAUGUUAUGCUGCAGAUCCAAACUCUAGUUCAACAGCCACCUGGAAACCUCAUAUUAAACCUGUUCAUAGCCCCACUACUGGCAGCUUCAGGUCCAAUAACUUCAUCUCCCGGCUUUCCAUGAAACGCAACAACAACACGGCCAACAGUCCCAUGAUGCACCGGACCAGCGAGCGCCUCAAGAAGUCGAUCAGCUCGGAACGGGACCUGGAGGACGGGGACCACGACGAGAAGAAGACCAUGCUGAGCGUGAGGCUGAGCAACGGCAGCCACGGUGGUCUCUUUGAUGACGAAGAACCGCCGGUCCGUGUCACGAAGCUCACCGAGGCACACAAGAACGCCAUCAGAGCCGUGCGCAAGAUAAAAUACUUUGUGGCGAGACGGAAAUUCAAGGAAGCAUUCCGGCCGUAUGAUGUCAAAGAUGUCAUUGAGCAAUAUUCCUCUGGUCAUGCAGACAUGCUGGCCAGGAUUAAGAACUUACAGAUGAGGUUAGACCAAAUCUUGGGCAAGUCAGGGAUGGAGAGAAGGAAAGGUCGUGGAGCAGGCGAUCUGGAAUUGUUUGACCCCAAUAUCAGUUUACUGUCGCGUGUAGUGAAAGUAGAGAGAAGAGUGACUCUCAUUGAUAGAAAAUUAGAUAUGUUGAUUGAGAUGUACCGUGAAGAGAGACACGCCAAGUCAGCUGCUGAUGGGGGCAAGGAGGAAGAAGGAGAACAUUCCCAAGAAUCGGAUCCAGCUCCCAGAGGGUUUAUGAGGAGGAGAGGCUGGGGUUCGUACCAUCGGAGACAGAACGAAGCUAUUCCACAACGGGUCGAAUCCUCCGACACGUCAUCGGCGACGUCCCCCGCCGACCCGACCGCCACCGCUGCAACCAUUCAGAAACUUCCCAUCUCAUCCUCGCACCCGAGCCUCGCCGAAGAGAAGGUCAUCAAGGGACUCUUAAAGCCGUCGCACUCGCAGAGCGACGUCCACCAGAGCGGCGAUGACUCCUCUAUCCACUCCCACGACCGCAUGAGCGACUCGACGCUGCGUGCGGAAGGGAGCCCUCACUCCAGCGAGAAGGAUAUGGAGAGUGACGUGUGCAAUCCUUCUACCAGCGAUCAAGACAUUCCAUUAUCCACCAACCCUCCCCGCUCACCAGACACGGUGUCGUACGCUAGCAGUAGGCUGUCCAGUACAGGCAGCUCUUCUGCCUUAGACAGUGAAACAAGAAUCUAAAAAGUGUGUGUAUUUGAUGCUUACAUAAUGUGGAGUGUUUUUAAACAAAACAUUUAUGGCACAUAUUGUGCGCAGUACUUAUAUCGUCUUUAUCUUACUAUUCCCUAUCAAUAGUAUUUCAUGAUUACAGAGCUUUAAUGCUUUCUUAUGGAUUUUAAUUUCUUUUCCAACAUUGAUUUCCUUUUCAAUACAUCGUGUCAAGCAGGCAUCUAUCUUGUUUUGAUUUUAAAGAAAGAUAAUGUAUGUUAAUUAUGUGUAGAAACUAAGGGAAAGAUAUAUUUUGUCUUGUGUCCUGUUGGGAAUAAUCCAUAAUUUUAAUUUUCACAAAGUCCUUAUGUUUCUUGUGAUAUUUGUCUGUUGUCCUCCUGGUAUUAGGAAACUAAAGGUGCUAUAUUAUGUGUCCAAUCUGACUGGUACUCACAAUGCAAGUCUUAAACUCCAUUUAUCAACUCAAUUUUAGUUAUUGAGAACAUCUUUGGAUGAAACCUGACUCAAAGAUUUUUUUUUUGAUAACUACCAAAACAUGCCCCCUUUUUUCCUCCCCGAAAAAGUAUUGCAAUAAUGUGAAAAAAUCAAAUGGAUUUUAAUUUACAUGUAGAUGAUAAUUAAAUGAAAUGAACCC